Molecule: messenger RNA, 1274 nt
Organism: Solanum dulcamara
Lineage: Eukaryota; Viridiplantae; Streptophyta; Magnoliopsida; Solanales; Solanaceae
Product: putative F-box/kelch-repeat protein At1g20790
Exons: 2
Coding region: 1-1260 (419 amino acids)
Molecular function (GO): protein binding
Source: RefSeq, a predicted model, not a curated record
AUGGAAAGAGAGCAGAAGAAAAAUGUUAAGGAAUUUCAGGAAGAUAUCCUUGGGGAGAUCAUCUCCCGCUUGCCCUUGAAGGUUGUUGUUCAAUGUAAACUUCUAUCCAAGAAAUUUAACCGUAUGAUUUCUCAGCCUGAAUUUUCCCAAACUUUGUUCCAACGUCAUAAAGACACUUCUCCACAACUCAUCUAUUCAAUAUUUAAUGGGUUUGCAUUAAAACAAUUCCGCAAAAUCUCCUUAAACCCAAUCACUCAAUCUGUGACGACUUUACCCGAUGAAGUUGAGAUUUUGGCCUCAUGUAAUGGUCUCAUUCUCAUUGACUUUGAACGAGUUAUGCAUUACUGUGUUUUCAAUCCCACAACUAGAGAGCACCAAUUGAUACCAUACCCAAAGUCUUCUGCAAAUGGUUUCGAAAGAACAGGACUAGCGGUUGAUUACCCAAAUUCAGAUCAAUACAAAUUGGUAACCAUCAGUAACCUAGUUGAAAAUUCCAACUUGUUCUACAAAUUUCACCUAAUUUCAUCGGAGCAAUCUGGCUUGUGGCGUGAAAUCCAACUGAGAAUUAAUAAUUUCCUAUCUAUACCCUUUGGUAGUCCACCUGUUUAUUGGCGUGAUUCUCUGUAUUGGCUCAGAAGUGACGGUAGUGUUCUAGCUUUUGAUACGAAGAGAGAAGAGGCUAUGCUAAUUGACCGUCCUGAGUUUCUUGACUUAUAUGAUCGCAGCUACGGUAAAAUUUUGACUGGCCAGGAUAUAUGGCUAGGGAUGGCGCACGGUUUACUUACCCUUGUAUUCAUUUUCAGAAUGUACAUAGUCAUUGCUGCUUAUGACAGUGCUAACAGACGUUGGAGGAUUACCCACACUAUGGACAACUUUAUUUUAGGUCCGGAAGGCUUCAUUAAGGGGUUUCCAGUAUGGAUCGACAGCAAGCAAGUGUCUUUUCUGGUAGAACGUCCCUUGACACAGAAUCAUGAUCUAUUCGAGUAUGAUACUAAUACCAAUGUGUACGAAAAUACUGCAGUGUUACACAGAGUUAACUAUCCCAUGUAUUGCUUCCGCCCGACGUUAGCUUUUGUCCAUACGACGCCCUUCAAUGAUGUAACGGCUGAUCAUCAGGCGCAUAUUGCUGCAAAUUUGUAUGACAUCAGAAGAUUUAUUAUCGAAGGUAUAUCCAAUAUCCAAGAAGAAAGUUCAUCUUCAUCUUCAUCUUCAUCAUCAUCAUCAGAAGAAGAAGCGGGAGAAGGAGAAGAAGCAGGAUAAGGAGGAGAAGAAGA